AGACCUGGCGCCCCGGCGGCCCUCGGACGGCCGGUCCUGCAUCCUGGCACUUACCUUCAUCCUGGUAACUCACAAGUCCCCGGACCAAAAACAGGAACAGGUGAACGAUGAGUUCAGGGGCAGCAGCAGAGGACGAGGACGGCGCAGCGUUAGAGACCGUCAAAUCUGUCACACUCACUCAGGACACUGAUGGACGCAUCAUCCUGCACUGUCCUCCCAACGAUGAUGCAGACGAGGAGGCGGAGCCUCUCCAGAAGAAACUGCGUCUGUCUGCAGAGGAACAGGAAGACACAGACGGUCCUCAGUUCUCUGUCGUCACGUUACCCAUGUCGGAGAACGACGAAGGCUUCGAGGUGACGAUGACGGCCACAGCAGACGGUGAUCUGUCUGAGGAAGGUGUCGCUCAGAUUCAGAUUCUGCAGGAGGAUGAAGACACUCUCUCGCCCAAUCAGAAGACAGAGGUGUCGCCUGUCAGUCAGGCCUGGUUCACUACCAAAGAAGACAAAGACACACUGGCUAACAAAGGUCACAAGUGGAAACAGGGCAUGUGGUCUAAAGAGGAGAUCGACAUUCUGAUGAGCAACAUCGACCGAUACGUGAAGGGCCGAGGCAUCGAGGAUCCAGCAGAGAUCAUUUUUGAGAUGUCCAAAGAGGAGAGGAAGGAUUUCUACCGCUCUGUGGCGUUGGGGUUAAACAGGCCGCUGUUCGCCGUCUACAGACGAGUUCUACGAAUGUACGACAACCGCAACCACGUCGGGAAGUACACUCCUGAUGAGAUAGAGAAGCUAAAAGCGCUGAGGGAGAAACACGGGAACGACUGGGCUACAAUCGGAGCCGCUCUCGGUCGAAGCGCCUCUUCUGUCAAAGACCGCUGCCGACUGAUGAAGGACACCUGUAACACAGGUAAAUGGAGCGAGGAGGAGGAGAGACGUCUUGCUGAGGUCGUGUACGAGAUGGCAGGUGUAUCGCCGGGGUCGGCGGUCACAGGAGGCGUUUCCUGGGCGACGGUUGCUGAUCAGGUUCGAACGCGCUCUGAGAAACAGUGUCGGUCGAAGUGGUUGAACUACCUGAACUGGAAACACAGCGGAGGAACAGAGUGGAUGAAGGAGGACGACCUCAACCUCAUACGCAGGAUCUCAGAGCUGGAGGUGGAGGAUGAGAAUGAAAUCAGGUGGGAGGAUCUGGCGGGCGGGUGGAGCAGCGUCCGGUCGCCUCAGUGGCUGCGAUCGAAGUGGUGGAGCAUCAAGAGACAAGUAGCGAAUCACAAGGACAUCCCCUUCAAUGUCCUCCUGAAGGGUCUCCAGGAGCUCAUGGCGUCCUCACAGACGGCCUCCGGACCGGGGAGUCCCUGCUCCUCCUCCUCGUCCUCGCUCCAGAUCCGACUCACCCGAUUGGAGGAGAGCGGCGGCAGCCCCGCCCCCAGCUCUGUGGCUGCGCUGCAGAUUCCUGUACAGAUCCCGCUGCAGAUCACACACCUGGCUUCAGAUUCUUCAGCAGCAGCCAGCGACAGUGAAACCAUCACUCUGAACACAGGAGCCCUGCAAACCUUCGAGAUCCUGCCUUCGUUCCACCUGCAGCCCACCGGCACCCCGGGGACCUACUACCUCCAGACGACAUCCAAUCAGGGCCUGCCCCUCAGCCUCUCCACCAGUCAGGGCCUCCCGCUCAGUUUAACCAAUAACAGCACUGUUACCCUGACGACAGGCUCCUCCCCCUCAUCACAUGAACACAUCAUCCUCCACAGUCUGUCGACGGACGGCCUCUGCUCCAGCGACGGCGUCAUCAUCCAGACUGUCACCUCUGACCCCGCCUCCUCUGACCCUCUCAGCCAGUCACAGCUGGUCGUGGAGACAGAGGGGCGGGGCCAGGACGAACGCCUCGAUGCCACGAGUCUCCUGGAGGGGUCAGAGAGCGUCGUCACGGAAACUCAGGAGCCAAUGACAGAUGGCUUCACCGACACUGACAAGGAGCUGAACUCACCGUCUGUUGAGGCUCCAGUGGUGCAUUCUGGGAUACCAUCUGGCAGCGCCGUGCUGAUUGUUUCUCCACCCAACAUCAGCAGCACACUGACAGAUCCGAUCCUUGAGAACCAGGAAGGCUCCGACUGAGCAGGACGUUCGUCAUGACAGAUGAAGAUUCAAGGAUGGACGACAGGAGACGAAUUUGCGAAUCCUAGGAUAAGAUUGAUAUUCUUACCCUCACCUUAACCAAUCCAACCAAUGAAGGCAACAAGCACUAACCAGUCAUAGGGAGAGUAGGGCAAGUUAUUUCUUCACGUCCUAGGAUUUGUAAAUUUCCUCUUCUGUGGUGUUAAAGCUGCUGCACAAUAAAGACAGAACUUGUUUGCAGUUUUUAAAACCAGGAUGUGAACAUUUAAAAACAGAUGGUUGUAAAUUAAACCAAACUUUUUAAACUGAAUGAAUUUGAAGCUUCAUAUUGAACCCCUGGAUGAAAUGUUGAACCCCUGGAUGAAAUGUUGAACCCCUGGAUGAAAUGUUGAACCUCUGGAUGAAAUGUUGAACCCCUGGAUGAAAUGUUGAACCCCUGGAUGAAAUGUUGAACCUCUGGAUGAAAUGCUGAACCCCUGGAUGAAAUGUCUGAACCCCUGGAUAUAAUGUUGAACCCCUGGAUGAAAUGUAUGAACCCCUGGAUGAAAUGUUGAACCCCUGGAUGAAAUGUUGAACCUCUGGAUGAAAUGUUGAACCCCUGGAUGAAAUGUUGAACCCCUGGAUGAAAUGUUGAACCUCUGGAUGAAAUGCUGAACCCCUGGAUGAAAUGUCUGAACCCCUGGAUAUAAUGUUGAACCCCUGGAUGAAAUGUAUGAACCCCUGGAUGAAAUGUUGAACCCCUGGAUGAAAUGUUGAACCUCUGGAUGAAAUGUUGAACCCCUGGAUGAAAUGUUUAACCCCUGGAUGAAAUGUUGAACCUCUGGAUGAAAUGUUGAACCCCUGGAUGAAAUGUUUGAACCCCUGGAUGAAAUGUUGAACCCCUGGAUGAAAUGUUGAACCUCUGGAUGAAAUGUUGAACCCCUGGAUGAAAUGUUUGAACCCCUGGAUGAAAUGUUGAACCCCUGGAUGAAAUGUUGAACCUCUGGAUGAAAUGUUGAACCCCUGGAUGAAAUGUUUGAACCCCUGGAUGAAAUGUUGAACCCCUGGAUGAAAUGUUGAACCUCUGGAUGAAAUGUUGAACCCCUGGAUGAAAUGUUUGAACCCCUGGAUGAAAUGUUGAACCCCUGGAUGAAAUGUUGAACCUCUGGAUGAAAUGUUGAACCCCUGGAUGAAAUGUUUGAACCCCUGGAUGAAAUGUUGAACCCCUGGAUGAAAUGUUGAACCUCUGGAUGAAAUGUUGAACCCCUGGAUGAAAUGUUUGAACCCCUGGAUGAAAUGUUGAACCCCUGGAUGAAAUGUUGAACCUCUGGAUGAAAUGUUGAACCCCUGGAUGAAAUGUUUGAACCCCUGGAUGAAAUGUUGAACCCCUGGAUGAAAUGUUGAACCUCUGGAUGAAAUGUUGAACCCCUGGAUGAAAUGUUUGAACCCCUGGAUGAAAUGUUGAACCCCUGGAUGAAAUGUUGAACCUCUGGAUGAAAUGUUGAACCCCUGGAUGAAAUGUUUGAACCCCUGGAUGAAAUGUUGAACCUCUGGAUGAAAUGUUGAACCCCUGGAUGAAAUGUAUGAACCCCUGGAUGAAAUGUUGAACCCCUGGAUGAAAUGUUGAACCCCUGGAUGAAAUGUUGAACCCCUGGAUGAAAUGUUGAACCUCUGGAUGAAAUGUUGAACCCCUGGAUGAAAUGUUUGAACCCCUGGAUGAAAUGGCUGAACCCCUGGAUGAAAUGUUGAACCCCUGGAUGAAAUGUAUGAACCCCUGGAUGAAAUGUUGAACCCCUGGAUGAAAUGUUGAACCCCUGGAUGAAAUGUAUGAACCUCUGGAUGAAAUGUCUGAACCCCUGGAUGAAAUGUGAACGCAGAGCUGGAGGAGCCAGACCAGCAGCAACAAACAGCAGCAGCAACAAACAGACUCUAAAGACUGUGAUGGACGUUACUCUGUGAACUGACCCUUUAAAAAAACACAUGUUCAUAUAUAAUAAAAUAAACAUGAUGAGGCUAAUUUAA
Epinephelus lanceolatus (giant grouper) is the source of this 4109-nucleotide messenger RNA. It is a transcript of the gene dmtf1, whose product is annotated as cyclin D binding myb-like transcription factor 1. Gene Ontology annotation, biological process: regulation of transcription by RNA polymerase II. Gene Ontology annotation, molecular function: RNA polymerase II cis-regulatory region sequence-specific DNA binding; DNA-binding transcription factor activity, RNA polymerase II-specific. Gene Ontology annotation, cellular component: nucleus. Lineage: Eukaryota; Metazoa; Chordata; Actinopteri; Perciformes; Serranidae. The record is from RefSeq and is a predicted model, not a curated record.